CGCCUUAUCCCGUGUGCCAUACCUCCGGUCGGUCAGUCAGUUUGUGUGCCUAAUAUUCCCCAACGGAACGUGUGUGUGAGUUGCUCGUGUGGUGGACUGUUAUAAAAAUUGCAAAUAUGGUUUCCAAAUCGAUUGUAAUCGCUUCCCUUUGCUGCUUUGCCAUCGGAUUGGGCAGCGUCCAGGCCGAUGUAUCCCAUAUUGCUCCACAAGCGGCUCCUGCGGCGCUAGAAACUCCCGUCACCGACGCUUGCCUCGCGUGCAUCUGUGAGGCAUCCAGUGGUUGCGAUACGGCAGUUCGCUGUAACGGAGAUGUUUGCGGCAUGUUCCAGAUCACCUGGGCCUACUGGGCCGAUGCUGGCAAACCGGUCCAGCAGGGCGACAGCCCCGACUCGCAGAACGCCUACGCCAACUGCGCCAACGAACCAUACUGCGCCGCCAACACCGUCCAGGGUUACAUGAGAAAGUUCGGCCAGGACUGCAAUGGCGACGGUAACAUCGACUGCUUCGACCACGCGAUCAUCCACAAGCUGGGCGGCUACAACUGCAAGAACCAAGUCCCGCUCGUUUACCAGUCAAAGAUCGACGAAUGUAUCCAGCGUAAGGCCAUCGAGUAUGGAGCCGUCCGACAGUAACCAUCCUGACCAUCGCAAGACACGGUAUCAGCCCAUUUCACGAGGGACGAUCUCUGGAACCGCUGCAUUUGGAAAGAUUUUGGAUUGACUUCGCUAAUUUAUGCUAGAUUUAAAGCUGAAAAAUGUGUCUCCUCUCUUUUGUCUCCUUCGUUUGACAUCGACCAUAUGCGAACUGCACAAUUUCACUAAAAUAA
This is a messenger RNA of Anopheles coustani, 826 nucleotides long. RefSeq names its product lysozyme-like. The transcript has 4 exons. Gene Ontology annotation, molecular function: lysozyme activity. Lineage: Eukaryota; Metazoa; Arthropoda; Insecta; Diptera; Culicidae. The record is from RefSeq and is a predicted model, not a curated record. The coding region runs from base 117 to 632 and encodes 171 amino acids.